Messenger RNA from Coregonus sp. 'balchen', 442 nucleotides. The record is from the annotation of a GenBank genome assembly. NCBI's taxonomy places the organism in Eukaryota, Metazoa, Chordata, Actinopteri, Salmoniformes, Salmonidae.
AUGACAUCAUUAUCCCUGGAAAAGUUUUUCAUCCUGGUGGAGACCGUGGAGAGUGUGCAGGAGUCAGAAGAGGUACAUGUUAUUUCUAAGCUAUUUUUUUUCAUUUCAAGCCACAAUAUGUCAUUCCUGAAGCCAUUUUGGAUAUAAAAUUGAGAAUAUAGUGAUUCUUGAAGAAUAUACUGUAGCUAUAGCUUAAUAGAUACCUUACCAUGAGCUUAGUACAACUGCCUUCCUUUUUUUCUACAAACAGGAAAGAAUGGUUAGGACUGCUUGCCAAACUGAACCCUGGGUCCCAGAGUGUCCUUGUGCUGCGGUGGAUAAGAGGUCCACCGGGACCAUCACUACAGAGCUGGAGGCCCAGCUACACAGCGCUCACAAUCAUCUGUAUAUGACCGAGCCCUGCCCCUUUCCACCACAGAUCAUGGAGGAGCUGACAGACUGA